Molecule: messenger RNA, 990 nt
Organism: Mollisia scopiformis
Lineage: Eukaryota; Fungi; Ascomycota; Leotiomycetes; Helotiales; Mollisiaceae
Exons: 1
Coding region: 76-930 (284 amino acids)
Source: RefSeq, a predicted model, not a curated record
AUGGUAGCAGUAAAUCCAGGCUCAAACACUAUUUCACUAUUCCACAUCUCACCACACUCUCCUACAACAUUGACCAUGAUUGGCCAACCAGCGAACACCCUCGGGGAGUUCCCAAUAAGCGUUAGCAUCUCUUCCACUCUCCAGCAAACAUGUGUAGCCAAUUCCGGUGCGGUGGCUGGCGUUUCCUGCUUCGCCAUUUGUCCUACCCAAGGUCUCGUUCCUCUCGACACAGCAGUACGACCCUUCCAACUAAAUCAAACAACACCUCCUUCCGGUCCACUAAACACCGUAUCUCAAGUAUUCUUCAACAAAGAUUCAACAAUGCUGUUAGCGACAGUGAAAGGAGAUCCCACGAAGAACAACACAGGUUUCUUGUCGAUGUUUCCAGUCACCAAUGGAUCAGUCUCUCGAAACGAGAUAAGGACUUCGCCAACGGGGACUGCUGUGCUAUUCGGCACUGCUCUUCUGCCUGACGCGGACCAGAUAUUUGUCACCGACGCCUCAUUUGGUUCUGCUACUCUUUCUCUCCCCUCCAACUCCUCCAACCUCAACCUCGCAACCGUGUCCUCCUCCACCAAGAUCGCAGACCAGAAAGCUACCUGCUGGGCUACUUUCUCUUCUCUGACUUCCACCACCUUCGUGACCGACGUGGCAGUCAAUCACCUCGUGGAAGUCGAUCCUAGCUCAGGCCAACUCAUCACCGAGUUCCAGAGUCAGAAUGGGAAUGGAGGUAUGAUUGAUCUGGAGAGUGAUCAGGAAGGUGGUUUGAUCUUUGCUUUGAGUCCCGGUGGAGGAGAGGUAGGGGCACAGGGGACGAAUGUUGUGGUUUUUGAUGUUAGUGGUGGGAAGGGGAGUGUGACGGAGAUGCAGAACUUCGCGGUGCAAAUGGGUGUGGCAGGAGGGAGCGCGCAGGGCAUGGCUAUUUACUGAGGCUGGUGGGAGCAUACAGGCUCGUGCGAGCUUUUGAGCUUCUACGAGCUCACGUGCUAA